AUGUCGGCCUCCCCCGCUGAGGAAGGCCACCGGGCUGGUACGCCGGGAGAUGAAGCUGACAAAGGAGAGCGAGCCGAUGGCCGACUUGUAACUGGCGGCCGGAGCGAAGACAUGGAGACGUCUAGAGAGAAUGUAUCUCAGCUUGCAGCCAGCAUGAUCGUCGAUGUGCUUCCGGAAGCAAACUUCUACGAUACUGAUAUAGUCGCAUCUUUCACAUUAACGGCUCAGGAAGUGCAAGUGGCACACGCGCUUGUCGAGGCGAACGACCAGCUUCUUCCAGCUUUCACUCUCGAGAAGUUGGAACGCGACGCUGUGAGGAACUGGGACGUCUUCUACAAGCACAACCAAGGCAACUUUUUCAAGGACCGGCAGUGGAUAAAAAAGGAAUUUCCGGAGUUUGCAUCCUAUGCCGCCGGGCAAGGGAUCCAGAACGGACAUGCGGGAGGUGAAACAGAUGCGCCCCUGCUGGUUGACGUUGGUUGCGGCGUUGGCAAUGCACUUGUGCCCAUUCUCGAGAGUUUUCCCCACCUACACGCUGUUGCGUUUGACUGCUCGAAACGCGCCGUAAAGCUUUUGCAGGACCGCUGGAGGGAACGUGUGGCUUCUCUUCCCCGCCUGGGGACGCGUAGUGGCCACGACUGUGCUGCGAGUUCGUCGUCAAGCUCGCGUGCUUCCUCUUCGUCUGAGCCUGCACUGCCCUACACUUGUAUACUGGGUCCUGAGUCGCGUGUUUCCUCUCUGUCGCGUGUAGCCAGUAACCCUCUGUUGGAUGAGUCCUGGUUGGAAUCGUCUGCGCUCCCCGAUGGUCGCUUUUCUAAUGGGGGAGGAGAUGAACGGACCAGUAACUCGGGAGCCGCUGAUAAUGCGACAAGGUCAAAAAAAAUGUCAGAAAACGAUGGGACAGCAAACUCCGAACAAGGGGGAUAUAUCAAAACUGAACAAGACGUCGGCGAUGGAGAAGCAGAAAGCGAAGAGGACUGGCAAAGGAGAAAGGAGGGCGAACUCAAACGGUUGCGGGCAAUCAUCCCUUUCGACAUCACUCAGAGUGAUGUGCCAUCGUCUCUGGCCCCUCCCGCGUGCGCCGAUUACGUUCUUCUGCUCUUUGUCCUAUCAGCCCUUCAUCCACGGCACCACGCGGCAGUAGCCACUCGGGUUGCGUCUCUCUUGAAGCCGGGUGGAAUUCUCUUCUUUAGAGACUACGGUCGCUACGAUCUCGCUCAGUUACGGUUUGCCAAACGUGGCAAAGCCAAAAUCGCAGACAAUGCGUACGCAAGACACGACGGAACACUCGCCUGUUAUUUCCUGACUGAUGAACUGCGGGAUCUGUUCUGUCGUCACGCGGGCCUUGUGGAGGUCGAAAACAGGUAUUGUCUCCGGGAGUUCACGAAUAGGAAGACUGAAGUCAAGAUGCGUCGGAUAUGGAUUCAAGCGAAAUUCCAACGCCCUGUUGACUUGUAG
Molecule: messenger RNA, 1458 nt
Organism: Besnoitia besnoiti
Lineage: Eukaryota; Apicomplexa; Conoidasida; Eucoccidiorida; Sarcocystidae
Product: putative methylase
Exons: 9
Coding region: 1-1458 (485 amino acids)
Source: RefSeq, a predicted model, not a curated record